Molecule: messenger RNA, 2794 nt
Organism: Melanotaenia boesemani (Boeseman's rainbowfish)
Lineage: Eukaryota; Metazoa; Chordata; Actinopteri; Atheriniformes; Melanotaeniidae
Product: metalloproteinase inhibitor 3
Exons: 5
Coding region: 182-826 (214 amino acids)
Biological process (GO): negative regulation of endopeptidase activity; negative regulation of membrane protein ectodomain proteolysis
Cellular component (GO): extracellular matrix
Molecular function (GO): protease binding; metalloendopeptidase inhibitor activity
Source: RefSeq, a predicted model, not a curated record
CCGAGUUCAGAGAAAAACGCUCAAGCGAAGACAGAGAAGCAAGAGCAUUAAACACAGUGAGCAGCAGAGCAGGCUUGGAGGUUAAACAGCCCACAGAGCUCAUCAGUACCGCCGCGGAUCCAGUCGGACUUCGGUUUCGUCUUUUUUCCAGCAGCAGAGAGGAGUGGGGAACUUUGGAGAAAUGCAGUCGGUGUACAAGCACCUGAUCAGCCUGCUGUUCGUCUUCAUCAGCCUGCAGGUUAGACAGCUAACGGAGGGCUGCUCGUGCGCUCUGACGCACCCGCAAGACGCUUUCUGCAACUCCGACAUAGUGAUUCGAGCUAAAGUGGUGGGCAAGAAGCAAAUGAGAGAAGGGCCAUUUGGAACAAUGCGCUACACAGUCAAGCAGAUGAAGAUGUACAAAGGAUUUGACAAAAUCCAGCACGUGCAGCACAUUUACACAGAUGCCUCUGAGAGUUUGUGUGGCGUAAAGUUUGACAUCAACAAGUACCAGUACCUGAUCACAGGUCGUGUGUAUGAUGGCAAGGUUUACACAGGGCUCUGCAACAUGAACGAGAGGUGGGAGAGGCUCUCAUUGGCACAGAAGAAAGGGAUCAACUAUCGCUACCAGCUGGGCUGCAACUGCAGGAUUAAACCCUGCCACUACCUGCCUUGCUUCGUGACCUCAAAGAACGAGUGCCUGUGGACGGACAUGCUGUCCCACUUUGGUUUUCCUGGCUACCAGUCUCGGCACUAUGCCUGCAUCCAGCAGAAGGAGGGCUACUGCAGUUGGUACCGAGGCAUGACCAUCCGUGAUAAAACCACAAUCAACGCCACCGACCCCUGAAUCCAAACGCACCUAAUCCCAAAACUCACUGCCACCCCACCCCCGCCCCCCUUCCCCAGACUCCAUCCUGUUCCUGAUCACUUUUAGAGUAUUAAAGGACUCUUGUAAGGUCACUGGCCUAGAUGAUGGCCUCCCUUUAAAGGGGAGAGAGAAAAAAAGAGCAAAUAUAUUACAGUGCCUGUUUGUAGCACUUCUGAUAGAGAGAAAAAAAGCCUUUUUGUUGUACAGAUUUCCCUUUUAGUAUGUUUUUCCCAUUCAACAGUGUUUUAAUCAAACUGUCUUUUAUGAUCGGGUGGUGUUAAUAAAAAGUAAAGACAUACAGGGCCAAUAUGAAGUAUAAGACUGUGAUUGACCUCAAUUGGGAUAUUUAAAACAUUUUCUACAAUAUCAAGUGUUACUGUUCUUAAAUAGCAACUUGUAGCUAGUCGAACUCAAGUGCAGGGCUACUCAAUUCGGUCCUAGAAGGGCUGCAAUCCAGCAGGUUUUCUAUGUUUCCAAGACACCUGACUCAAACUGAUGAGUCAUUGUGCAGUCAUUAUGCCCUCGUAGGACCGAAUUAAGUAGCCGUGCUCUAGUGUGAUUGUCAUUUUUGCAUUAGAAAGUUCAUCUUCUGUAAUGCAAGGACUCCACAGCUAGGUCUCCAGUUAUUCAGUGAACUUCAGUUAGACAAAAUACAACCAAAAAGACACAAGGUAAACUGGAGUUGCAAAGCUCCUGCAACAUCACAUAUGUACUGCACUUGCCAGCAACACUGCCAAUAGUUCUUUUAACACAGAUUCAGUGCCAAUACCUGUACAAUUUGACAAUUAUGCUUUUCAUUUGGCUCCAAAAACUUAUAAAAAAAAAUACAUUUUACAGUGAGGUAUACAUUGAUUAUGUUCCCAGCUUUUUACUGUAACAUGUGUCUAUAUGACAGUAUAUGAUGGUAGUGUCUCUGCUUCCCUGAUUGUUUGUAUUGUGACUCAUUUUGCAGUUUCAUCACAGACAAACUCCCCACUGUUGUGCAUGUCAGAAAAAUGUUGAUAUCAAGCAGUGCCAAUGCAGGGAAGAGCUCUUGUUUUUGAAAAAGAUUGUGAUAUUUUAUUUUUUGCUGUAUAUAACAUAAGCUACAGAAAUGAACUAUCAACUCAGCUGAAACCUCUAUAUUACAUUUAUUUAUGUUUAUUGGAUUACAAAGUAACUAUGUGGUGUAUGUGCAGAAAAGGAGGAAAAAAUAUAUAUAUAAAAUAAGCCAAACUUUUUGUGACAAGCAGAGCAGCAUGUUAAAAUGUCCAGAAUGAAGGACAAGUAUCUGCAAAUUUAUUAUUAUGGUACUUUUCUGUUUAAUCUUCGUUCUCUUGGCUGGUACUCAACUAUCCAGUGACAGUACAGUAUAAACAGGGGUUUCAGAGAAUGAGAUAUUUUUUAAGUGUAUAUUCAAUCUUUUAUAUUUAACUAUUUUAAAUGGAUAUUAUGUAUAAAUAAAAGUAAUAAUAUUGUCACUAAAUUCAUUCUUGUUCACCUGAACCCAUCUGGGGUUUUUUGUAUUUCUACUUCCCUUCAGUUCAUUCCAUUAACAGACCCAGUCUGGCCACAAAGAGGGCUAACAGCUUAUUUAUCACUUAUGCUAAAACAGAACACCAAGCACAAAUACUGUUCCAAUAAGUUUUAUUUUCUAAGCUAAAAUGAUACCUUAAUUAUGUCUAAUCAAGAAAGGGGACACAUUUAUUUGCUUUCCUGUGUAAAAGUUAGGAGAGAAAAUUGACAUUGCUUUUUUAUCAGUAAGCUAAAAAUUAGGCCAGUGACAGUAGUUAGCUUAGCUUACAUAUGACAGUAUUACAGUUAGCUAAGUUGAGCGAUUUCUUAGUUGGUUUAAGUGACUUUUCUGGGAGUCUCCAAAUGUUCACAUUUUAAUAAAAAAAAAAAGUUUAAGAUUACAUUAAGAUUAAUUAAUUGGUGAGCUUUUGAUUUUCUAUUACACAUAUCCUA